UUGCAACUGCUACAUGAAGCCGCUACGUAGCGCUACGUAGCGCUAGCUUCGGCUAAACACACCCAACGCUCAGUGUCAAAGCGCCAGUGUCUGCAUGAGAAUUCAGCCUUAUUUCUGAUUAUUUUUGAUAAGAUAUUUACAAUUUGCGACGGGUUAUUUGCGACGGAAAUAAUUAAAUAAACACCGAUAUCUGACAUAAAAAAUCGAUGCAUCGAUGUAAUGAUAAGGAAAACAUCGAACCAAUUAAUCGAUUAUUAAAAAGAAAACUAUCGUUCAUUUCGAUUAAUCGUAAAAUAUCGCCCAUCCCUAGCACUAGCACAUGGCGUAUAGAGACGUAUAGGAUUAGGAUUCUGAAUUUGGAAUUUUUUUAUACAGUUAGGUUAAAUGGGUCGUAAAGGAAAAUUUGAUGAAAAUGUUUCUAGUGGAUGUAGAAAAAAGGCUAAAAAGCAGAGUGAGCCCACCUUCCCAAAAGGAAUCCUAAUUAAAGAAACAAAACUAAGUCAUCAUCAAAAACAAAGAGCAAAAAAGAGAUUAUUGAAGAAACAACAGCUAAAAGAAAAUGCAAAAAAAAUAAUCGACAAGAAAAGUCUGAAAGAAGGACAGAUACAUAUAAUACAAAUGAAGAGUGGCAAAGAAAUAGGAUCGAAAUUGAAAAAAAAGGAAAAGAACAAUCUAUUUGCUGAUCAUCAUAAUGAAGUAGAAAUAUAUUCUAAUAACCUAUUAAGGUCAGAAAUACAAAAGAAACAAAAUAAACAAGGAAAGAAAAUUAAGCAAAAACCUAUAAUUAAAAAUGUAGAAGGCAAUAGUGAUAAUUAUAGUGAAGAGGUUAGUGAUAAUUUUAGAGAUAAGCAAGAUGAAAAUAUGAACGGCACUGAUGUUGAAAAUAAAAAAAUAGAUCUAUACGAAGAAGAUAUGAGUGAUAAUGAUACUGAAGAUGUAGAAAUGAAACAAGAUGGGACAAAUAUAAGUGAUAAUAAGGAUGAUGAAACAAAAGAAAAUGAAAAGAUUAUGAAUGAAAACAAUGAAAUAGAUCAAGAUGAAAAAGAUAUGAAUAAUGACAAUAAAUUGUUCCUUACAGCGAAAGCUAAACAAAUUUCAAAGAAAGUAAAACAGGAAAUUAUGGAUAUCACAGAAAGUGAUAGUGAUGAAAUAAUAUCUAGUGAGGAAGAAUCUGUUGAAGAUGAGCAGAAAGAUGAAGAAAAAGAAACAAGUGAUAAUAGUGAUGAUGAUUUACUUUCAAUAGAAAAAGCUAGCAAAAAAUUAAAACAGAAGAAGCAAAACGAAGAAAAGCUUGCGCAGGAAGAAAUGGAGGACAUGAUGGUUCAACAAAGUAAAUUUUCUUUUCCAAAUGAAGAAGAACUUGCUGAUAUCACUAACUUAAAAAAUAUUCAACAGCGAAUGCAAGAUGUUAUUACAAUAUUAUCAAAUUUCAAGAAAAUGAGAGAUAAAAAUAGGUCACGUUCUGAAUACAUCGAUUUACUUCGACGAUAUUUAUGUACAUAUUAUAGUUACAAUGAUUUUUUAAUGGAAAAGUUAAUCCAGUUAUUUCAAUUGAAUGAAUUAUUAGAAUUUCUGGAAGCCAGUGAAGUACAAAGGCCUAUGACCAUUCGUACUAAUACUCUGAAAACGCGACGGCGCGAUCUAGCAGAAGCUUUAAUCGCAAGAGGAGUCAAUGUCGAUCCAUUAGGAAAAUGGACAAAAAUUGGUCUAGUAAUAUAUUCUUCACAGGUGCCUAUUGGUGCAACACCAGAAUAUCUUGCUGGACACUAUAUGAUACAAGGCGCUUCUAGUUUAUUACCAGUUAUGACGUUAGAUCCAAAAGAAAAUGAAAGAAUUCUCGAUAUAUGUGCCGCACCAGGCGGUAAAGCCUCGCAUAUUGCUGCUUUAAUGAAGAAUACUGGAAUCUUAUUCGCGAAUGAUAUAAAUAAAGAUCGACUAAAGGCUGCCAUUGGCAAUUUCCAUAGGCUUGGUGUUGUCAAUUCUAUAAUUUGCAGUUAUGAUGGGAGAAAAUUCCCUAUGAUUAUGAAAGGAUUCGACAGAGUUUUGCUGGAUGCUCCAUGUACAGGCACAGGAAUAGUAGCAAAAGAUCCCAGUGUAAAAAUUGAUAAAGAGGAAGUAGAUAUCCAACGUUGUUGCACGUUGCAGAGAGAGUUAUUGUUGGCUGCAAUAGAUUGUGUUAACGCGCAUUCAAAAACUGGUGGCAUUAUUGUCUACUCGACUUGUUCAAUUCUGCCGGAGGAGAAUGAAUGGAUCAUUGAUUAUGCGCUAAGGAAGCGCGACGUCAGAUUAGUUGACACAGGAAUUGGUUUCGGAACUGAUGGUUUCACGACUUACAGGCAACUUCGAUUUCAUCCUUCACUGAAACUGACUAAACGAUUUUAUCCGCAUAUACAUAAUAUGGAUGGUUUUUUUGUAGCAAAACUGCAGAAAUUUUCUAAUAAUAUUCCUAAUCAAAAAACUGUAAAGGAAGAAACAUAUGUUUAAAAAUGUUUUAUGGAUUUAUA
Messenger RNA from Pseudomyrmex gracilis, 2504 nucleotides. Its product is annotated as 25S rRNA (cytosine-C(5))-methyltransferase nop2. Gene Ontology annotation, biological process: rRNA base methylation; maturation of LSU-rRNA. Gene Ontology annotation, molecular function: RNA binding; rRNA (cytosine-C5-)-methyltransferase activity. Bases 385 to 2484 code for a protein of 699 amino acids. Gene Ontology annotation, cellular component: nucleolus. The record is from RefSeq and is a predicted model, not a curated record. Lineage: Eukaryota; Metazoa; Arthropoda; Insecta; Hymenoptera; Formicidae. The transcript has 7 exons.